UUGCCAGCCUCCAGAAUAAGCAAACUUUCCUUUCUACCAACACGUGCCUCUCUCUGUAUUGGCUUUCCAGAGGCAAGCAGCCGGACCUGCAUUUCGGGGAGACCAUGACCUGCUGUGAAGGAUGGACGGCGUGCAAUGGAUUCAGCCUGCUGGUUCUGCUUCUGUUGGGAGUAACUCUCAACGCAAUACCUCUAAUUGUCAACUUAGUUGAUGAAGACCAUAGUUUUCAAAACCCCAUCUCUUGCUUUGAAUGGUGGUUCCCAGGAAUUAUUGGAGCAGGUUUGAUGGUCAUUCCAGCAACAACAAUGUCCUUGGCAGCAAGAAAAAGAGCGUGUUGCAACAACAAAACCGGGAUGUUCCUUUCAUCACUUUUGAAUGUAAUCACUGUCAUCGGUGCUGCGUAUUGCCUGCUGGUGUCCUUUCAGGCUCUCUCAGAAGGCCCUCUCAUCUGUAACUCUCAAGGCAACAGUACUUCCACUUGUGAAUUUUCAUUUAACAACUUGACUGCCUAUCGCCCAGAACCCUUCAAUCUGCAGUGGUUCUUCAACGACUCUUGUGUUUCUCCUACGGAUUUCAACACCCAUGCUGUCAGUGACCCAGGGGCCUGGGGCGGGGGAAGAUACACCUUGCACUUCAAUUCUACAGAGAACAGACACAGGAUCAUCCAUUUCUCAGUGUUUUUAGGUCUCCUGCUUGUGGGAAUUCUUGAGCUCCUGUUUGGGCUCAGUCAGAUCAUCAUCGGCUUCCUCGGCUGCCUGUGUGGUGGGGUCUCUAAGCGAAGAGGCCGAAUUGUGUAG
Camelus dromedarius (Arabian camel) is the source of this 797-nucleotide messenger RNA. It is a transcript of the gene TM4SF20, whose product is annotated as transmembrane 4 L six family member 20. The transcript is spliced from 5 exons. The record is from RefSeq and is a predicted model, not a curated record. Gene Ontology annotation, cellular component: membrane. The coding region runs from base 105 to 797 and encodes 230 amino acids. NCBI's taxonomy places the organism in Eukaryota, Metazoa, Chordata, Mammalia, Artiodactyla, Camelidae.